Messenger RNA from Symbiodinium sp. CCMP2592, 1062 nucleotides. The record is from the annotation of a GenBank genome assembly. Lineage: Eukaryota; Dinophyceae; Suessiales; Symbiodiniaceae.
AUGGCGCUCUUUGAGCAAUCCGACCUCGCAGCCUUCCUGCAGGCGCAGGGGGCCUUUCUGAGUCGGACCUCAGUGAUAUGGGGGCCGAGCGCCGACGACUCCGGCGACCUCGGCAAUCUCGCCUCUCUGGUGGACUUGCGCGAGCUAGUGCCCGCGCUGCCUUAUUUCCCUGGCGACCUCAUGGAGGCUGGAGGCGAGGUGGCUAAGCUUGUUCAGCAAUACGAGACCCAGGCCGAUGAGGCACAAGCGUGUUUCGGGCAGCCUACGGAGCUCAGGGAGGCUGUGGCGGCUGUGGCUACACAUCCGGCUCAGAUUCUUCGUGAACAGAGUGCAGUGUGGAGUGCUUUGUGGACACGUUCCCGGGAGGCACCAUUCGAUCCUGGACCUCUUCGUCAGGUGCUUUCGGAGUUGCCUCGGCCUCUUGACACGCAGGCCGACCUUCAGGUUUCAGCGGAGGGGUUGUGCAAGGCGACACAACGCAUGCUGAAGAAAGCAUGCGGCAGUGAUGGCUGGGAGGCUCGCGACCUCCUGCGUUUGCCGCCAACCUUCUGGGAGGUCACCGCCACUUUGACUUCAGCUUUGGUGGUCCUGCUGCCUAAGGCCGACGGUCGCACGAGGCCGGUGGGUCUCCUUUCCAUCCUGUGGAGAGCUGGCGCACGGUGCCUUGUCAAGCAACUGCGAGGCUGGGUCGGGUCAUGGACCACGGCCCAAGCCAUGGGAGGCAUCGCUGGUGUGGGGAUUGCCGACACACACCUCCGUUUGAUGGGCGCACAUCGGCGCGGCUGUCGCGCCUUCGUGAAGCAAGAUUUGUCUCAUUUCUUUGACUCGCUGACGUUGGACGUUCUGCUCCCAUUGAUGGAACACUACAAGGCGCCGGCAGCGUUGUGCAGGCUGGUGGAAGCCAUGUACUGCGACUCGCGGCGACUCUUCAAAGUGGAGCAGUUCACUUCUUCGGGCUUCAUCACGGCAAACCGUGCAGCCUUCACCUGCCUUGCCAUCCCUCCCAGCAGCCCUCGCCCCUUCUGCCUCACCAUCCUCCUGGAUGGAGCAUUUGCCGCCUAA